Messenger RNA from Tremella mesenterica DSM 1558, 3138 nucleotides. RefSeq lists its product as uncharacterized. The record is from RefSeq and is a predicted model, not a curated record. The transcript has 11 exons. Bases 1 to 3138 code for a protein of 1045 amino acids. Lineage: Eukaryota; Fungi; Basidiomycota; Tremellomycetes; Tremellales; Tremellaceae.
AUGUGGCUUAUCAAAGCCGUAGGAGCCAUACAUGGGCAGUCCUACUUCACUUUCGCUCUCGAACAGAAAAAGACCUACAAGGUAGGCAGAGACAAGGACUGUGAUAUUCGGUUCGAGAGCAAAAAGGUCAGACCUAUAGAAGGCACAAUCGAAGCCAAAUCCUGGGAUCUGGCACAUGCUCAGAAACCACCAGAGUUGAAAUGGUAUUCCUCACCAAAGAAAAGUGGAGGGUUCGGGAAGUUCAAGAUAUUGUUACCGAUGGAUGAAGAGUCCGUAGGUUCUAGAGACAGGGAAGAUUACGGGGAAGGUCAAGAAAGUGAUCAACCGGGAUGUUAUUUACAUGAUCACAUGGGGACGGGCAUCGAGUUGUCUGAUGAUGCUUGGUUCUGCGCCGUCUGGAUUGAUAUCAAUAUACAACACCCCAAAUUUAAAGACGAAUCAGAAGAAACUCAAUCUGCGAUGCGUCGGCAUUGUCUAGCUCAUACCCUCGCCUUCGAUCCUUCCAAUAAACCCACAUUCGUCCUCUCACAAACAUAUUGUGCUACUCCUCACUGCAACUAUGCCGUAUGCUACGGAAUCCGUAUCCUCCUUCCCAUCUACCUCGAAGCCCUGUUAGCUAAGUGUAACGCCUGCUGGAAGAAAGUGGCCGAUUCACAGGACAGUUUCGCUCUACCGCCAGAAGAGGAUCCUCGAUUUCAACCACCCCUAGACCCCAAUUUGCCGAAUGUUAGAGCAAGUGUAGAAUGUUGGCUACCGGAUCCUGGCAGAUCCGCGUUAUUUGAGGGAUGGUCAAUCAUGGGACUGCGAGCGGAGAGGCCUCCGACUGAGAAGAGAUGGCUCACGGCUAUGGGAGCAAAGUAUACAGAUAUCGACAUCGUUUCGCACCCCGUCUCUUCGGGCCAAGAUGUGAUUGACCGUCUUAAAUCAUGGUCAGAAGAAAUAGAUGCUAGCGUAGGCCGUUCAAAGGCGCUCAUUGUCUGGUUCGGAAAUCUCAAAGCGGAAUUAGAGAAGAAAGGCGUGAAAUUCAGUUCUAUGAUUGGGGAGGCAAGUCAAAAGUUAGGCAUAUUUGUAGUUUCAGGAGUAAUCUGUUGGGCCGCCGUCAAAUGUGGUGGUGUUGAAGAGUAUCUGGAGGCCUUUGGUGGUCCACGCCCAGAACAUUUCCCCCGCAACGACCCAAUUGUCACGACCAGAGAGCCCUCACCUGCUUCGAUAUCGGCUAUUCGGGAAGCUUCUCCUGAACCAUUGGCUCAACCUGCUACAGCAAGUCCGUCCCGUUCUUAUCCUCCCGCUCGUCACAAACAUGUGGAGGUGAUCCCUUCGACAUACCCUGAAGAAUUGGAGACUGUAGCUUUUAAGACUGCUCAGGCCGGGAGGCCUCUCUUGGAGGACGUCGAUACGUCUGUGAGCGCUUUAAGUCAACCAGCCAAAAAGCCACUGAAACGCCGAGCCGGACGUGUAGCUGACCCCUUUCCUGCGCCGAUCAUAGAAGAAUCGGUUCAACCCACUCAAAGUCAACUUCACAUCUCACGAGAUUCGCAGUCCUUCAAUCCUCCAGCCUCAAGCCAACCCUCCAUUCUAGCCCCGGAGACGGUCCUAGAGUCUAGAACACAAGGGAAAGCAAGUAUCAGCUCCGGCACAACUCGCCUCAAACGGCGGGUCGGAACUCGGCCAGCACUGUCUUUCGACUUGCCUACGGAGACCGUAGAAUCCGUAGCCAGACAGAUUGAAGAUGAAGAAACCGCCGCCGAAAUCCGAGAGCUGUACGAACAGACCAAGGCUGAGAGUGUUCAACCUAGGCCUGUCAAGAGAGCUCGACUUGCUUCUGUCGAAUCUCACAUCUCCAACAGCAGGGAAAGCUCUGCUGAACCUUCAAUCCGUCCACAACUUUCCCACGUCAACAAAGUCGUUCCAUCCAUCGCUGAAGAACCGGAGUCUGAAGAAAUUGAGGAGAUCGAGGAUGACUUUAUUCAAAGGACUCUGCGUAAGGCCGCAGAGGCCAAAAAGUCUGGACGUUCGCAAGCUUCAGGACCUUCGAUUAAAUCCAUCACUUCUGGACGGAAAGAUACUUCACGUAUCAAAGAACCAGAGUCUGCCGAACCACUCGAACCCAAAAAGCCUGCUGGAUUACCGGUAAAUCAACCUAAAGAUAGUCAAAUCGCGAAGGAUCCCGCUUUCUUAUCAGCCAUCUCAGAUGCGACCAAAACCAAGAAGGCAGUAGAUGAGCUAGACAUGGAGUUUAAUCAGUUGCGGAUACCCAAAAGAGGUGGAGAACCUGGGAGCACGAUUGUCAAGACUAAUGUAUGGAAUGCGGAUCAUCCGGACUGGAAUAUCGUCAAUGACUUCGACGACGAUAUGAGGGGCAAUUUCAUUCAGAUCAUCAAGACGGAUCUGUUUCGUAAAGAUCAGAAGAGGGUGCCUGAGGUGGUGGAUGAUGGACGGCCAAACUUCAAGAAGUUCAAAAAGAAAAACAUCGUUAGAAGGGACCCACUGCCGUUGAUCUUGGCCGGACCUACUUUGGAAGAUGCAGAAAUGGGAGACCCAUAUUGGCCCACACAGCGUGCCAAUGGCAAAGGAAGAAAAGCCACUCAAGUACACGAUUCGGAUGAAGAGGAAGAUAUGCCCUUACUCCCAUCGACCCGUCGGGCCGUACUUGUCGAUAAUGACGACGAUGACAUGCCUCCACCUUCCCGCACUCAGAGAGGUCGUAAGAAAGACCAAUCCACCGUCCCGGACACCCAGCAGGGUACAGUCACACAGUCAUCUCGGAAGACCAGAGCGGGAAGUAUCCUGUCCGAGGCUUCUACCACAGAUACAAGAUCCACCGCCACUGCAAAGACACGUAAACCCCCCGCUCGAGCUGCUCCGACCAGAGGGUUGGCCAAACGACAGCCGAUAGUGUUGGAAGAUUCGGAUGAUGAUGGACCUUCAACCCUACGAUCCAAUUCAAGAAGUAGGAACGGGAUGAAUGGGACAGAUACGAAUGAGGCGGAUGCUCAGUUGUGGACGGCACCAAGAAGUAGGAGUACGAGAAGUUCUGGACCUACUACUGCCACAUUGGGACGGAGAAAGUUGUUGGUCGUCGAUGAUGACGAUGAUGAGCUGGUGUUCAGAGGGCUCAAGAAGAGGAGGGCAAAAUAG